Messenger RNA from Adineta ricciae, 1413 nucleotides. NCBI's taxonomy places the organism in Eukaryota, Metazoa, Rotifera, Eurotatoria, Adinetida, Adinetidae. The record is from the annotation of a GenBank genome assembly.
AUGAGUGUAACUCAUUUGGUUGAAAAAGUUCUCAACAUGGCAUCUGUUCGUUCCAUGGGCGCAACGAAACCGACAGAGAAUUUGUUAUCGCGCCGCUUCAAUCGAACGUCAACAUCGACAACGAUUCUUCCCGAAAGAAAAUUAGCCGUGAGCAAAACGACAUCAUUUCCAGUAGCAACGACAAUUCCAUCAGUUCGACAGAAAUCAUCGCGACUGUCGUUAAAAAAGAGUUCAAUUGAACCGAACCUACCUUCACCGAGAUUAAAAUCAAGUAGUCUGACGUUAUCAGUGGAUAAUACGGAAAUGACGAAUGACAGAAUGCCAUCAACAACGUUUUAUGAUUUACCUUUGAUUAAAUCAACUGCGAAAAACAUUCGACCAACUUCGAAUCUUAAACCGAAUAAAAAUCUUGAACAAUCAACUGAUACCACAGUCGUACCAUCUGCUCAAGUAGAUAACACUCAUUUCACACUACAAUCCUUCGACACAAUCCGAACUGUUGGCACUGGAACAUUCGGACGUGUACAUGUUGUCUAUCAUCGUGAUACGGAUAAAUACUAUGCUUUGAAAACUAUGUCGAUAAAACGUAUUAUCGAAGCGAAACAAGUCGAACAUGUUCAAAGUGAAAAGAAGAUUCUAUCGAAAAUAUCCCAUCCGUUUCUCAUACGUUUAUAUUGGACUACGCAUACGAACAAUUUACUAUAUCUUCUGUUGGAAUAUGUUCCCGGUGGAGAACUUUUCCAAAUGAUGCGUAAACGAGAGAAAUUCGAUUCUAAAACAGCCAUUUUCUAUGCCAGCGAAGUUCUACUCGCGUUAGAUUAUUUACAUCAUCUCGAUAUACUCUAUCGAGAUUUGAAACCGGAAAAUAUUCUAUUAGAUAAAGAAGGACACAUACGUUUGGUGGAUUUUGGCUUCGCCAAGGAAACUAAAGAACGAACGUUUACACUCUGUGGUACUGUAGAUUACCUUGCACCAGAAGUUGUUCAAAGCCGUGGUCACCAUAAAGCAUCUGAUUGGUGGGCAUUCGGCAUCCUGAUUUACGAAAUGCUUGCUGGCUAUCCGCCAUUCUAUGAUAUGGAUCAAUUUGUAUCUUAUCGCAAAAUUCUCUCCGGUAAAAUCGAUUUUCCGCGCCAUUUCGACCAUGCCGCGAAACAAUUACUUCGCAAAUUACUUCAUACUGAUCAAGCCCAACGACUCGGCUCAGCCAAAAACGGAGGCGAUGAGAUCAAACUUGAUCCAUGGUUUGUCAGUGUUCGUUGGACAGAUGUUUAUGGACGGCAAGUCAAAGCACCGAUUAUUCCAAACGUACGAUCACCUGGUGAUACCGAAAACUUCGAUUCAUAUGAUGAAUUUGAUAUCAACUUGACUCCUCAAGCAAACAAAUUUGAAGUGCAAAUCUUCAAAGACUUUUAG